AUGGCACGACCGUUGGAAAAGAUCUCUGAUAUUAACGAUGAAAAGGAACUUUGGAAAGUUGCUGUUAAAAUACAUCACAAAUGGAGUGUCAUCUCUAACAAUAAAGAACAUUUUGAGAUGGUUGUUUAUGAUUCUGAGUGGCUUUGUUCUAAUAGGUUUAUAUUUGGUUGCAUGGAGGUGGUAAAAAGUGGAAGUGAUAUUCAUGUUAUCGUACCUCCCGUUUAUAGGAAGAAUUUUGAUUCGCUGUUUGUUGUUAAUGAUACUUACACUAUUGCAAACUUCCAAGUUCAGCUGAAUGAUCUGCUGUUCAAACCUUCUGCUCACAAGUACCUCCUUAAAUUUACUGGUGGGACAAAAGUUGGGGAUAGAAAUGUCCAUCAGAUUCAGGAAAAGAACUCUGCAUCUCAUAUUUGGUUUAACCUGAUGCACGUUUUCCCAAUGACCUGUACAAAUGUUAUCGGAGUGGUUGAUGAAAUUGGGUACACACAGGUCCAGGUGGGAAGUAAAAAGCAACAGGUCAACUUUGUCAUUCGCGACUUGAGCAACAACACUAUAACGGUUACGUUAUGGGAGGCGUACGCGGUGCAGUUUAUCAACUACGUUGAACAGCAGGUCGAUACUGCAAUUCCUGUUGUGAUUAUGAUUCAAUAUGCCAAAGUCAAAGAAGCUUUUGGCAAAUAUCCUCUAUCUGUUACCAAUACUUACAAUGUCACCAAAGUGGCUAUUAAUGAAGACACGGAAACAAUCAAACAAUUUGCUAAAAUGCUUACACAGGAUACUAUAGUGGCUGUCUCGGGUCUUCGCAGCCAGCAGUCUCAGGGAAGGUCGCAAAACUCAUACAGUUCUCGCCAAUCACCUACCCAAAAAUUGUUGUCUAAUGCUGUUCUUCUUCCUCAUGAGCAAAUCGUUAAACUCAAAGACACUACUUUUUGUGCUACCGUUGCCACAAUUACAAAAAUCUUUGCCUCAAAAUAUGGCUGGUACUACCAGGCAUGCCAUGAAUGCCCGAACAAAGUCACUGGUGAUAAACCUCCCUACAAGUGUGUCAAGGGACAUGACACUGAAACUGCCAUUUUCAGGUAUAGAAUAGAGGUGGGUGUUCUUCAUGUUGGUACAAAAUGCAAGUUUGUUUUGUGGGACAAGGAGAGUGAAGACCUAUUGGAAGUCUCGGCUGCUCAUAUGCGCGAAACCAUGUUUCAGGCUGGAAUAUUUGAUCCCCUCGAUUUUCCACUGGCACUUGACAAGCUCCUGGAUCAGGAGCUUGCCUUCAAAGUCAAGUGGCAACCAGAUUGGUCUAAUUGCUCAGUCAUCAUGUUAGUGAAAGAUAAACCUAUUGUGGAUUAA
This is a messenger RNA of Vicia villosa (hairy vetch), 1344 nucleotides long. RefSeq lists its product as uncharacterized. The transcript is spliced from 10 exons. The record is from RefSeq and is a predicted model, not a curated record. NCBI's taxonomy places the organism in Eukaryota, Viridiplantae, Streptophyta, Magnoliopsida, Fabales, Fabaceae. The coding region runs from base 1 to 1344 and encodes 447 amino acids.